GAACGCGUUCCCAUGUUUUUCAAUAAAGAUUGAACCUAUCGACUUACGUGAUUUUUUUAAAGACGAAAGAUCCGGAAAAUUAUCGGAGAAAUUCAUGUUUACAACAAAAUUUUAUCAAAUUAGAGUGUGAAAAAUCAUUAAAGUAACUUCAAAAUAGAAUGGAUUAGAGUCUAAAUUAAACAUUCAACGUAGAAAAAUCAAACAAUAUCAAAAUUCCUUAAAAAGAGACUUGGAACAUCGAUAAAAAAAUUGUACAGAUAUGGCAAAAUAUUAUGAAAAUUCUACAGUCUUUCAUUAUAACAUGGAGCAAAUAUUUCAAGGCUUUUGGCAGCGAUAUCCAAAUCCAUAUUCAAGCCAUGUACUGUCUGAAGAUACACUGGAACGACAAGUGACAAGAGAAGGAAAAUUAUAUUCAAAAAGACUAAUCACCAAGACUAAUAAGCUUCCAAAAUGGGGAGAAAGAUUCUUUAAAGCUAAAUCUGUUUGUAUCGUUGAGGAAUCACUAAUUGAUUUGAAAUCAAAAACUCUAACAACUUACACAAGAAACAUAGGAUUUAAUAAAAUAAUGAAUGUUAUCGAAAAAGUGGUCUACAGAAGCGAUGGACCAAAAACAAUAGCAUAUAGGUCAGCAUGGAUAGAUUCACAGGUUUUCGGAUUUGCGUCUGCAAUUAAGGCUUUUGGAUGUGAAAGAUUUAAGAAAAAUUGCCAGAAAUCUGCUCUCGGCUUCAAUUAUAUUCUUGGAAUGCUUUUCCCAAUACAAAAUCAAUACGCAAAUAUAGUUCAGCACGAUGUAGCGCAAAAGUUCAAGGAAGCUGCAAAGCAAAUGAGUGAACAUGUCAAGGAGCAAAUUUAUGAAGCAUCACAUUACAAUAUGAACCAGAAUUAACGUACAUAGGUACUCUUCGUACUAUCAUGAGAUGAAAGGAUGAAAUCUAAUGUCUAAUUGGUGUUUCAAUAAAUCGGGCCUUCUAUCUGAGUUUCUAGUUCAUAAGUACAAAAAAACUAAUUUUAAUAAUAACAUUCAAAUCGAGAAAAGAUGAAUUCGGGAAUUGUAGGGUAGAGAAAGUAUUAUAAAAUUCAAUGGAAAUUAGGUACUGUCUAAUGUCAUUCCAUUCAAUAAGAAUUUAUGUAGGAGUUUUCUACAGCAACCACUUAAGUCCUUUUCC
Messenger RNA from Chironomus riparius, 1166 nucleotides. NCBI's taxonomy places the organism in Eukaryota, Metazoa, Arthropoda, Insecta, Diptera, Chironomidae. The record is from the annotation of a GenBank genome assembly.